This is a messenger RNA of Anoplophora glabripennis (Asian longhorned beetle), 1368 nucleotides long. Its product is annotated as protein starmaker-like. The transcript is spliced from 3 exons. NCBI's taxonomy places the organism in Eukaryota, Metazoa, Arthropoda, Insecta, Coleoptera, Cerambycidae. The coding region runs from base 1 to 1368 and encodes 455 amino acids. The record is from RefSeq and is a predicted model, not a curated record.
AUGAACUACCUUCUCAAGAAACAAAUGUUUGUAAAUGGAGCUUCUCCUGCUGCUAAUCAAUUGCCAGAAGAUAUAGGUGCCGCCACAAGUCAAACCGCUUCCGGUGCUGGAAAUCAGCCAAUAAACGGAAACCAGGGCCCAUCACUACCGCCACAAGAAGUACCUCACGACCACGACAACACGGUCGAAUACAGUAGUAAGGAAGAUGAGAAGGACGCACAAAACGAUACUGUUGAAGACAUAGAUGACGUUGAAGAUGACGAUGAUGAUGAAGCCAACGAAAAUAGUCGCAAUAGAACUGAGGAAGAGAGGAAUGACGAUCAAGAAGACAGUCGCAACGAUAGUGUUGAAAAUAAAGAUGAUGAUAAGGACCGAGACAGUAACUACAAGUCCGGUGAAGAUGGAAAUGAUAAAGAAAAGGAUGGUAGUCGCAACAAAUCAAACGAAGAUAGACAGAAUCACACAAAAGAAGACCAGAACAAAACUGAUGAAGAUAUAGACAAUGAUAACGAUUCAGGCGAAGAUGGAGAUAAUAAAGAAAAGGAAAAAGAUAGUAACAAUGUUAAUGUAUCGAAAAAUGACAACGAAGGUAGUCGUAACAAUUCAAACGAAGAUAGACAGGACCACUCAAAGGAUGACCAGAACAAAACAGAUGAAGAGAUUGAUAAUGACAACAAGUCCGGUGAAGAUAGAGAUGAUAAAGGAAAGGAAAACAAUAGUAACAAUGAUAAUGUGACGAAAAAUGAUGAUGAAGGUAGUCGCAACAAUUCAAACGAAGAUAGACAAAAUCACACAAAGGAAGACCAAAAUAAAACUGAUGAAGAUAUAGAUAAUGACAAUAAUUCCGGCCAUGUUGGAGAUGAUAAAGAAAGUGAAAAUAAUACUAACAAUGCUGAUGUAACGAAAGAUGAUGACGAAAGUAGUCUCAACAAAUCAAACGAAGAUGGACUCGAUCAUACAAAGGAAGAUCAAAAUAAAAUGGAUGAAGAUGUAGAUAAUGAUAAAGAUGACGAUGAUCAAAACAAAAGCGAUGAAGCUAAGAAUGAUGAUCAAGAUAGUCGCAACAAAUCAAACGAAGAUAGACAAGAUAUUACACAGGAAGACCAGAACAAAACUGAAGAAGAUAGGGAUAAUGCCAGCGACGACGACAAUCGCAGUAAAACAUAUAAUGACCUCAAAGAGAAAAUAAAACAACAACAUCAAAAGCAAUAUAAAAUUCAGAAACUAGAAAAACUGAAACAACAAUUGGAAAACUCUGGACUUCUGAACAAAGCUCCAUGCAUCCGCAGUCUUUGUGCUUUAGAAUGCCUCAAAUCCAAUCGCCACGGAGGUUAUUGCCUCAGAGGUGUCAUCUGUACAUGCUAUUAA